Messenger RNA from Papaver somniferum (opium poppy), 2410 nucleotides. RefSeq names its product casein kinase 1-like protein 10. Lineage: Eukaryota; Viridiplantae; Streptophyta; Magnoliopsida; Ranunculales; Papaveraceae. Bases 592 to 1986 code for a protein of 464 amino acids. The record is from RefSeq and is a predicted model, not a curated record. Gene Ontology annotation, cellular component: nucleus; cytoplasm. Gene Ontology annotation, biological process: peptidyl-serine phosphorylation; endocytosis; signal transduction. The transcript has 14 exons. Gene Ontology annotation, molecular function: ATP binding; protein serine/threonine kinase activity.
CAGCUUUGGCUCUCUCAUUCGUUCGUUCCCCCUAUCAUUUCUACUCUUCUCAUUCUCUCUUUUUUCUUAAAACCUCUUCGAUUUUCUUUCAAUCGAUUGUUGUAAUAUUUUUUAGGGUUCCCUUCGUAUCCAAACACAAUCUUCGACUAUCAGUUUUCUUCUGUACAUUUUUUUUUAUCUGUAAAAUUCUUUUUCCAGAUUCUCAUUUGAAGAUCUUUUGAUUAUCUUCUAAUUUUUUAUUUUCAGUAAAUUUUGUUUGAUUAUUUUGAUAUGGUGAGAAAAUGUCGGUUGAUGUCAGGAAAAAAAAAAUCAAAUUUGGGUUUAGGAAUUUGUGCUUCAAUGUAAUGUAGAUGAAUGCUUUUGAUUAAAGUAGAUGGUAGAUCGAGGAUUGGUUAGGUUAGGGCGGUGAAGAGGAGAGCUUAUGGUUUAUUGAUUGUUUUGAUGUUUGUGUGAGGAUAUCAUUGAUUAUUAAAGAUUGAGGAUUUUAAGGAUUAAUUGAAAAGUUACAAAAUUUGGAUUCCAUAAAGAGUCGGUUGUAAGCUUGUAACGAAGAAGGUUGAGAUUGUUGUAUAAUUGCUAAAUUGGUAAGCAAUGGAGAAUGCAAUCGGUGGAAAGUUUAAGCUUGGGCGAAAGAUCGGAAGUGGGUCUUUCGGUGAAUUAUAUUUAGGUACUAAUAUACAGAGUGGUGAAGAGGUGGCAAUCAAGCUGGAAUCUGCAAAGACCAGGCACCCUCAGCUUCAUUAUGAGUCAAAAUUGUAUAUGCUUCUUCAAGGAGGAACUGGAAUACCCCACUUGAAGUGGUUUGGCGUUCAGGGCGAGUACAAUGUAAUGGUUAUUGAUCUUCUUGGACCAAGCUUGGAGGAUUUGUUUAACUACUGCAAUAGAAAGUUCACAUUGAAGACGGUGUUGAUGCUUGCAGAUCAGUUGAUCAACAGAGUGGAGUAUAUGCAUACCAGAGGUUUUCUUCACCGUGAUAUUAAGCCUGACAAUUUUUUGAUGGGGUUAGGUCGCCGCGCAAAUCAGGUGUACAUUAUUGACUAUGGCCUUGCCAAAAAAUACAGAGAUCUUCAAACUCAUAAGCACAUACCAUAUAGGGAAAACAAAAAUCUAACUGGUACAGCUCGUUAUGCUAGUGUCAACACACACCUUGGAGUUGAACAAAGCAGGAGGGAUGACUUGGAGUCCCUCGGUUACGUGCUUAUGUAUUUUCUUAGAGGAAGCCUGCCCUGGCAAGGGUUGAAAGCUGGGACGAAAAAGCAGAAGUAUGAUAAAAUUAGUGAAAAGAAGAUGUUAACCCCCAUAGAGGUGCUUUGCAAAUCGUACCCAUCAGAGUUCAUAUCAUACUUCCACUACUGUCGGUCUUUGCGGUUUGACGACAAGCCAGAUUAUUCGUAUCUGAAAAGGCUAUUCCGCGACCUAUUCAUUCGAGAAAGUUAUCAGUUUGACUAUGUGUUUGACUGGACUAUACUGAAGUAUCCUCAAAUUGGCUCUAAAUCUGGAUCACGACAUUCCAGCGGAAAAGUAGGAUCGAACACAGGACCAUCUGCAGAAAGAACUGAGAAAACCACAGUGGGACAAGACAUUCGGGAGAGAUUAUCAAGUGCAGUUGAUGUAUUCGUUAGAAGAAACACAAUAGGUUCUGGUUCGCAUGGCGAUCAUUCCAAGCACAAAAAUUCAGAGGGUGUACCAUCAUCCAAGGAAGUGGCACCUGGUAUAGAAAGGGGACGCCGCUCUUCCUCUCGCAAUGACAGCACCUCUAAAAGGACUAUUGUUUCAAGCACUGGGCCAACGUCUGGUGAACCAAGCGAUAGUCGCUCAAGCCGGCUACUGUCAAGCAGCAGUCGUAGUGCUACACAGAGAGUUCAGCCUGGACUCGAUUCAACAAAGUCAACAUCUGUCUCUCGUAUCACAAGUGGAAGAACUGUCCGUGAUGAUGCUCUUCGCAACUUUGAGCUCCUAUCCAUGGGCACAGAAAAAAGGAAGUAGGUUUGAUAAAAGAUCUAAUCUUUUACUGGUAAAGAAAAUGCAUGCCUCUUUUUAAAAAGAGAAAAUACUCCCACUUAAUCUUGGUUCCCUGAAAUUCUGAGUCAUCUUCCACAACUUUCUUCUGCAAGAAAUAAUAAAAGGGGACAACAACAAAAAAAUCGGUGCUCUGGACUCAUCUUAGGGGGUGGGGAGAGAGAGAGAGAGAGAGAGAGUUCUUACUUUGGGGAAUUGUUAAUAGAGAUAAAUUUAUUACUACUAUUUUAUACAUAAUCAGACUCACUAGUUGUAAUAUGCAUCUUUUCUUCGCAUUUCACCAUACCUUUCCUCAUCUAAGAGGCACACUUAUAACUGUCAUCUUUACUCCGUAUCAACUAUUAUAUCUGUUGUAACAUUUUCUAUCAAAUGAAGAUUGGAUUUUCGAGAA